CCUCGACAAGAGACCUUUUUUGUCAGGGCGCGCGCGCACGCCCGCGACUGGGACAGACACCGGAGCGCGCGGCGUGAGCCAGGAUGACUAGGUGCGCUUGCGCCUUUGCGCAGGCGCAGCUGCCCGCCCCGCCUCGCGCUGCCCGCCCUCUCCUGUGUGGUGUGUGUGCGCGAAGAGAGAAGAUGGCGGCGGCGGGGCCAGCAGCGUGAGGCGUUGAGGGAGACGCUGAGCUCGCUGCUGCCGCCGCCUCCCCCGCCGAGCGGGGACGGGGGCGCCAUGGCCGUCCACGGCGCGCAGUACAUCUUUGGGGAAUUCAGCCCCGAUGAAUUUAAUCAGUUCUUUGUGACUCCUCGUUGCUCUGUUGAGCUUCCACCCUACAAUGAAACCAUUUCAUGUGGCCUUAAGUCCACAGGAGAGCUCCAUGAUGGUAAGAAGCCAUUCCUUCUUCACAACUGUUUUCCCAAUCCUUUUGAAGUCCAAUGUGUUGCAGGGGAAGAGUAUCAGAGAAUUGAAUUUGGUGUUAAUGAGGUUAUUGAGGCAGAUUCAUCUGUGCUGAAUAACAAUGACUACAGUAUUUCAAGUACUCUGAAUCCUCAGGCACCGGAAUUCAUUCUUGGUUGUGCACCUUCCCAGAAGACGCCUAGUGAUAUACUCAACGAAGCCAACUAUAACUCCAUAGACUGCCAGUUCACUGAUUCUUCUCUCGCUUUGGAUAGCAGUUCUAAUGCUGAAAAUGAUAGUUUACCUGGGAGCCUUGGGCAAAGGGAACGCAAAAAGAAGAAGAAAAGACCCCCUGGAUAUUACAGUUACUUGGAAGAUGUUAGUGAUGGCAUUGUUCCUGCCGAGGCUUUGGUAAAUGGGCAUGCAAGUUCAUCAGGACUUAAUAGCAUAAGCACAGAGGAUGUACACCUUACAGGCGAUGCGCCAUCGGUCACUCCAAGGACUUGUAACAGCCCUGAAAAUUCUGUGGACUUCACUAGCGAAGCCGUGUCUGAUGAUUCGGUUUCUAGUGCUCUAGAUGCUACAAGGACUGCAGGGCAGCCUGAAGUAUGCAGUGUUACUAAUUUGGAACAGUCUUGUGUCCCCUCUGAAACUGGGAGGGACAGCCCAUUAAGGACAGCUGUUGUACAGCCAUAUGCUGGUACUGAUACUACUGAAAACCUUGGUGUUACAAAUGGACAAACACUUGAAUCCUCUAGUGAGGGCACAGCUGCCAAUGGGGUAGACUUGCAUCCUGUGGAAAGCACCGACUCAGACCAAACUAAGCCUGAGGAUGCUUUGCCUACUACUGAGGCAACCACCCCUGUUUCAGGAGCCGUUUCUGUUAAUCAGCCUGCAAAAUCAUGGGCAAGCCUCUUUCACAAUUCCAAACCUUCUGUUUCCAUGCCUAUGGCUUAUGUUGAGACUAAGUAUACCCCUCCUGCCACAUCUCCUGUGGUCCCUGAGAAACAGGUUGAAGUCAAAGAGGGGCCUGUUCCAGUUUCUGAGGAUCCUGUAGCCAUAAGGAUUGCAGAAUUACUGGAAAAUGUAAAACUAAUACAUAAACCAGUAUCUUUGCAACCACGAGGGCUGAUCAAUAAAGGAAACUGGUGUUAUAUCAACGCUACACUGCAAGCUUUGGUUGCUUGCCCUCCUAUGUAUCACCUAAUGAAGUCCAUUCCAAUGUAUUCGAAAUCACAACGGCCGUGUACUUCAACACCAAUGAUAGAUAGUUUUGUCCGCCUAAUGAAUGAGUUUACAAAUAUGCCAGUCCCGCCUAAGGCAAAACAAGCUUUAGGUGAUAAAAUUGCAAGAGACAUCAGGCCUGGAGCUGCCUUUGAACCUACAUACAUUUAUAGAUUGCUGACAGUUAUCAAGUCAAGUCUGUCGGAAAAGGGCAGACAAGAAGAUGCUGAAGAGUAUCUGGGAUUUAUUCUAAAUGGCCUACAUGAGGAAAUGCUGAUUCUGAAGAAGUUGCUAUCUCCUCACAGUGAAAAACUUGCCGUUUCCAAUGGUCCGGAGACCCAGCCUGUAAAUGAAGAGGAAGAACAGGAGGAGCAAGGCGAAGGAAGUGAGGAUGAAUGGGAGCAGGUUGGACCACGCAACAAAUCCUCUGUCACUCGGCAAGCAGAUUUUGUCCAGACACCAAUUACAGAUAUAUUUGGUGGUCACAUAAGAUCUGUGGUUUACCAACAAAGUUCGAAGGAGUCUGCCACUCUGCAGCCAUUUUUUACUCUGCAGUUGGAUAUCCAGUCUGAUAAGAUACGCACAGUUCAAGAUGCUCUGGAAAGCUUGGUGGCAAGAGAGUCUGUUCAGGGUUAUACCACAAAAACCAAGCAGGAGGUGGAGAUCAGUCGAAGAGUGACACUUGAAGAACUCCCACCAGUCCUUGUCCUACACCUCAAACGAUUUGUCUAUGAGAAAACUGGGGGGUGCCAGAAGCUCAUAAAAAAUAUUGAAUAUCCUGUUGACCUGGAAAUAAGUAAAGAGCUGCUGUCUCCGGGGGUCAAAAGUAAGAUAUUUAAAGGCCAAAGAACCUACCGGCUCUUUGCAGUUGUCUACCAUCACGGAAACAGUGCAACUGGUGGACAUUACACUACAGACGUCUUCCAGAUUGGUCUCAAUGGCUGGUUGCGCAUAGAUGACCAGGCUGUCAAAGUGAUUAAUCAGUACCAGGUGGUGAAGCCGUCUGCUGAGCGCACAGCCUACCUCCUGUACUACCGCCGAGUUGACCUGCUUUGAAAACUCCCCGUUUUUCUGCUGUGUUUGCCAGAUUACCUGCUUUCUAGAACGCCAACUCUCUCUAACCCUUAUUUCUCUUCCUCCCCUCAAUGAAUUCUUUUCCUUCUCUCUUCCUUCCCCUUGCAACUAUGGGAUAGAGUGAAAGAGAAGACUACCUUUUUGAGGUUUGUGAACAGCCUAGUUGGUGUUGGCUUAUUGACUUUGCUGAAUGAAGUCAUUAGGGUUUGAAAGACUCAGUCUCACGAAUCACACACAAAGUAUUUCUUCUUUUUUUGCGCUAAUGCUGAAUCCUAAGAGAUUAUUAAAACAGGGGAUUUGCAACUGAUUCCCACUUUCUAAUUGCAUAGUAGAAGCAGCCCUGCACCAGCAACAGAACUUGUAGAUUUCUGUGAAAAUGUUUUAUCUUUACUUAAAUAAAAAAACUUUAAAAAAAAUCCUCUCUAAUUCUCCCCCACUAGUUUUUUGAUAAAUGGUAAAAAUGAGCCAGUGUCUAUCAAGGAAAAAAUGGUCCUCCUUUAAAAGAAAAUACUCUACAAAAAAGUAUAAUAUACUGAGUUGCCGGUUCCUGAUAGGGAAAAAUACACAUUUUAAUAAUUGUGCGAUGAGAAACUGCUUAAGUACACAUUGCAGAUCAAAAUACUUUUGAGUUAAAAUGUUAGUCUAUAUAGAUGGGUGAUUGUAACUUUAUUGCUAUUAAGAGAUUUCAAAACUGCAUUUAUGCUUCUGUGUACAUGGGAUUUUAAAACAAAAAAUGGGCAAAAUAAUGAAAGUUGAUAUUUUUUUCAGUCUGCUUUGUUUAAUUUUGCUGUCCGCUCUCCUAUAAUGUUGAGUUCCUAAGUGUACACAGUCUAGUGAUAUCUAGGAGUAUAAAGUUGUCGCCCAUCAAUAAAAAAAAGUCACAAAGUUGA
This is a messenger RNA of Podarcis raffonei (Aeolian wall lizard), 3629 nucleotides long. RefSeq names its product ubiquitin specific peptidase 10 (gene USP10). Gene Ontology annotation, biological process: protein deubiquitination; DNA damage response, signal transduction by p53 class mediator; regulation of autophagy. NCBI's taxonomy places the organism in Eukaryota, Metazoa, Chordata, Lepidosauria, Squamata, Lacertidae. Gene Ontology annotation, molecular function: cysteine-type deubiquitinase activity; cysteine-type endopeptidase activity. The record is from RefSeq and is a predicted model, not a curated record. Gene Ontology annotation, cellular component: early endosome; nucleus; cytosol. The transcript is spliced from 14 exons. The coding region runs from base 277 to 2721 and encodes 814 amino acids.